UGGUCCGUCACCUUUGUUUACGUCCGCCAUGGCCGCCGUCCUCUGCAAGGUUAACUCGGCCCUGGUGGCGGCUGGCUUGCGGCCCGUCACCACCAACAAUGCCCUCUUCUACUACGCGCCACUUAAAGGAUGUGUGGCCUACGGGGCGCUGAGCGUCCAAGUAUUCAACCCGGAACUGUUUCAAAACUUCAGGUUCCUGUGUGUUCCAAAGCACAUUUCACUCACCAAUGUUUGCCUGCUCAACACCCUGACUGGAGUUGGCCUUUACCUGUACUCCCGGCCCCACAUGGCACAGGCUGCACCAAAAGCAAAGCUGAUCUACUGUGGCUUUGGAAGUGUGAUGUUUAAUUUUGGCUCAAUGUUGUUGUGGGCUCUGGGACGCACAGUCGCGCCUGAGAGCCCAGUUUUGCGCACACUAGUGGGGGUCGCAGGCGCUGCUGGGGCACUCUACCUGGGGAAGAACUAUGUUCUCUAUUUGGAUGGCCUUGUCAAGGACAGAGAAGAAUAAAUAAGAUCCUUGUCUUUUUACACCAUCUUCUUUAUCAUAGGAAGAAUAACUGUUCUCAAAGGAUUAAGUGUCAAAUAUUAUGAUAUGAAGCACAAGAUAAUUAAUAAAUCAAAUAAACUUUUUUAAAAAGUAAUAUUGUAUGUAUAGAUGCAUGUUCUUAUGUAGCACAAUAAUAAAAAUCCUUUGUAUUGCUUUGUAUUGUAACUAAACAUAAAGGUUGGAAACACAGUAGGCAACCUGUUUUGUACAAGCUGUACUGAGUGUUAUCUGUUGUGUAUUCCACUUGGUUUGGUAGUCAUUACAGCAGAGUUGCAUUUUUUUCAGUAAUAUUUGGUGAAAUGGACAACCCAGCUCUUAAAUAUAUUACUGUGAUGCUACAUCUACAUGCUCUGUAACAUUCUAAAACUGCUGCUAAAUAUGUUUUUACUGAGGGACCUUUAUAUGAAACCUUUUCUUUAAAACUGAUGAAACAUGUAUUUCUUUUCAUCUCUUGAUAAUUUAAAUUACACAAAUGAAAAUGAUAUUGUAACUAUGUACUUUCUAAAUUGCAGUAUACUGGAAGCAUUGGAAUGAUCUGGUAACCAAAUUGAUAUUACUCAGUCUUGUUGCUGAAUGUUCAAUAGAAUAAUUUUGAGACAGGUGAUCAUGGUGUUUUCUUUAUAUAUUUUGCAAUUAGACACUUCUUCUGUUUACUGUGAUUACUUCAGUUGUAUUGCAUAGCUAGUCAAGGUACAAAUUAUGAUUGAAUUAAAGACACACCUGUGAUUAAUUUCCAUGUAUGAUGUGAAUACAUAAUACAUAUAUACAUAGUGUACAUGUCAGACCCUAACAUCUCCAAUGUGAGCUCCAUUUCUUAUGGGAACAUUUUCCAUGAGAUUACUAUCACCUUUGCUUUGGAGAGUAAUAGUGAUCAAUAACAAAGUGUCAAAUUGUAACUGCCAAAGCAGUGAAAAACAUAAUCUUGGAGAUGAAGAGUAUUGUAAUAUUAGGCUAAAUGAUUGCUGUAUAAAUAAAGCUUUUAUACAUUUCA
This is a messenger RNA of Eriocheir sinensis (Chinese mitten crab), 1538 nucleotides long. RefSeq lists its product as uncharacterized. NCBI's taxonomy places the organism in Eukaryota, Metazoa, Arthropoda, Malacostraca, Decapoda, Varunidae. The transcript is spliced from 3 exons. Bases 29 to 508 code for a protein of 159 amino acids. The record is from RefSeq and is a predicted model, not a curated record.